Messenger RNA from Clonostachys byssicola, 996 nucleotides. The record is from the annotation of a GenBank genome assembly. Lineage: Eukaryota; Fungi; Ascomycota; Sordariomycetes; Hypocreales; Bionectriaceae.
AUGGCUCGCCUCGCAUUCAUAGUUCUAUCCGCGCUCGCGGCACUUGUCUCCACGCAGAGCGCCUCCGCUGGCUGUGGUAGAGCUCUCCCCAAUGGACAACAACCAGGAGGAGUUUAUGAAGCUUCUAUCAAUAACAGACGUUAUCUUGUCUCCAUACCCCAAAGAUACUCUAUCAACAAACCCGCACCUCUCAUUGUGUCCUAUCAUGCUGGUUCUCGAGACGUACAAAGACAGCUCAAAUUAGAUCAGUUUACUGACCCUAAGCAUAACACGGACAAAUUAGUCGUGUACCCGGAGGGUUUGACGAAGUCGAACUGUGCCCGGGAUAGCACUUGUUAUAAGCACUACUGGGCUCUCGGCCUGAGAAACUUUACUGCCAACGAUAUCGAGUUCACCAAGUCCAUCCUCAAUGCAGUUCAAGAACUUUAUUGCAUUGACAAGAAUCGAAUAUUUGCUGCUGGGAAAUCUCAGGGAGCAGGCUUAGUCGGAAGAGUGCUUGCAUGUGACCCGACUCUAUCACACAUUUUCGCUGCAUUCGCUCUAGUCUCCCCUCUCCUCUACACCAAUGCUAAGCCUUGUGUGGAACCAUAUACGUUCCCAAUCCCUUGUUCCCCAGGAAGGACAGAUGUUCCUAUUAUUGAGAUCCAUGGCGGUAGCGAUGUGACAGCAAAUUAUCGUGGUGAUUACGCUAGAAGGCCCGGAGAGUGUCUUCCCAGUGUUCCCUGGUGGAUAGAGACAUGGGUGAGAAACAAUGCACUCGACGUGAAAGGUAACACCACGCAAUUGGCAGCCGACACGCCCACCACAAGUAUCACCAAGUAUGGUUUCGGUGACAAGGAGGGCUUGGUUACUCACGUCUUCGAUUCAGAACUUGGGCAUCACUGGCCUUCGAAAUCGCAUAACAGCGACAACAAAGGAAGGCCUGCAAAGUUCGAGGCCACUCCUAUGAUAUUAGAUUUCUUCUAUGCUCAUCCACUAAAUCAACUCCUUCUAUGA